Messenger RNA from Rhodamnia argentea, 2237 nucleotides. RefSeq names its product probable L-type lectin-domain containing receptor kinase S.7. Gene Ontology annotation, molecular function: ATP binding; carbohydrate binding; protein kinase activity. The record is from RefSeq and is a predicted model, not a curated record. The coding region runs from base 82 to 2136 and encodes 684 amino acids. The transcript has a single exon. Gene Ontology annotation, cellular component: plasma membrane. Gene Ontology annotation, biological process: protein phosphorylation. Lineage: Eukaryota; Viridiplantae; Streptophyta; Magnoliopsida; Myrtales; Myrtaceae.
CUCUCUCUCUCUCUAAAUUCAAAUUGCAGUGACAUUCUUGACAAAUCAAUCGUAGUCGCCUUCUUCUUCUUUGAUGACCGAAUGGCUCCAAGAAACCUCCGCAGCUUGCUCCUCUCCCUCUCCUUCAUCCUCUCCACCUUCCUCUCCUGUCCCGAUCUUGCGUCCCCUGCAAGCACGAGCUUCAACUUCACCUCCUUCCCAUCCCCCGCCCUCCGCAACCUCACCCUCCUCGGCGACUCCUACCUCCGGAGCGGCGUCCUCGGCCUCACCCGCGACACCGACGUCCCUUCCUCCUGCUCCGGCUCCGUGAUCUACGACCGCCCCAUCGAGUUCUUCGACCAAGAAUCCAACACCACCGCCUCGUUCUCCACCACCUUCGCCUUCUUGAUCGACAGCGUCAACCCGGCCUCGUUCGGCGACGGCCUGGCCUUCUUCCUCUCGCCCGGGAACGAGACCCUGGGCAGCCCCGGAGGGUACUUGGGCCUUGUGAACUCUUCGCAGCUGACCAAGAACACGUUCGUCGCCGUCGAGUUCGACACCAGGGUGGAUUCGCACUUCGGCGACCCGAGCGAGAACCACGUCGGGUUGGACAUCGAUAGCUUGGUUUCUAUCAAGACCGCGGACCCGAUGGUGCAGGGGGUUGAUCUCAAAUGUGGGAAACUGAUCACUGCGUGGAUUGAUUACAAGAAUGACCAGAAGAAGCUGUUGGUUUUCUUGAGUUACCAGAGCUUCAAGCCGCAAGAUCCUCUUUUGACGGUGGAUAUCGAUCUCUCCGAGUAUCUUAAACAAAUGCGAUAUGCGGGCUUCUCCGCGUCGACCGAGGGAAGUACCGAGCUCCAUUUGAUCCAGAGCUGGAGCUUCCAAACUUUUGGCUUCUUGCCCGCGAGGCCGAAGUCACGUCCUCAUAAUGUAUCAGAUAGCUCUGUGACAAAUAAGCCGCCGAUUUCUGUGCCCGAAUCAGAAAGCAAGCUUCAUAGGAGGCUCGGGUUAGGCCUUGGGAUUGCCGGCCCGGCUUUCUUCUGUGUGGUGCUCGCUCUGUUUGGCUACAUUACUGUAAAGAAGUGGAGGGACAUUAAAAUUGAGAAGAAUUUCAAAGCAGAGGUUUUUGCUGGUCCUAGAGAGUUCAGUUAUAAGGAACUGAAGAUGGCUACAAAAGGCUUUCAUGCCAGCAGGAUCCUAGGCCACGGAGCUUUCGGAACCGUGUAUAAGGCCUUCUUUAUUUCAUCUGGUACUAUUGCUGCUGUGAAGAGAUCAAAGCAUUCCCACGAGGGAAAGACCGAAUUUUUAGCCGAGUUGUCGAUCAUAGCUCGGCUGAGGCACAAGAAUUUGGUGCAGCUCCAAGGUUGGUGUGUCGAAAAGGGUGAACUGCUGCUAGUUUACGAUUUCAUGCCCAAUGGGAGCCUCGACAAUCUGCUAUACCAGGAAGUCGAACAAGGGUCCUUGUUAAAAUGGCCCCAUAGGCUCAACAUUGCUGUUGGAUUGGCUUCUGUUCUUACUUAUCUCCAUCAGGAAUGUGAGCAGCAAGUGAUUCACAGGGACAUCAAGACCAGCAACAUAAUGCUCGAUGGGAAUUUCAAUGCCAGGCUCGGUGAUUUCGGGUUGGCAAGGCUGAUGGAUCAUGAUGAGAGCCCUGUUUCGACUUUGACAGCAGGAACAAUGGGGUACUUAGCACCCGAGUAUCUUCAGUAUGGAAAAGCAACUGAGAAAACAGAUGUCUUCAGCUAUGGAGUGGUCAUACUCGAAGUGGCUUGUGGGAGGAGGCCGAUUGAGAGAGACCCAGCUGAUCAGAAAAUGGUGAAUUUAGUAGAUUGGGUCUGGGGACUGCAUUCUCAGGGGAAUAUCAUUGAAGCAGCUGACAAAAGGUUGAGUGGGACCUUCAAGGAGGAAGAAAUGAGGAACCUGCUGCUUCUGGGGUUGAGCUGCGCAAACCCUGAUAGUGCUGAGAGGCCUUCCAUGAGGAGGGUCCUUCAGAUCCUUAUCAGUGAGGCGGAACCGGUUCUUGUGCCGAGGAUGAAACCGAGCCUCUCCUUCUCCAGCAGCUUACCACUAAGCCUUGAGGACCUCGUCUCGGACAGCGAUGAUAUCAAGUGGUCCUGCCCCCGCAAUGUGCCAAAUCAAAGUCGAUUGAAGUGUUGAUCUCAUGCUCUCCCAUGCAAAAGCAGUUUGAUUGUUUCAUUCCUUAGAUUCUUGCCUGUAUAAUAGUGUUGUCGAUGUUAAUCCCAUGAUGAGGGACAUUU